AUGGAGGGCUCGUCUGCGGACGACCUAGAGAGAAAGAAAGCAACUUCAGAUGGCCAGUCCGCCCCUACCGGUACCGAGGUGGGCCGAUCGGAGUGGCCCAACCGGCCCACUUCGGCAGAGGAUGUGCUGAUUCCCACAGUAGCUCAGAAUCAGUUUGACAGACAGGAUCUUUGCUCGAGCCAGCGAGGCGUGCAGGGAGGCAGCCAGACAGAGGUGUGUCACAGUCCUCUCGUAUCCAAUCUGCUGCCAUCGUCCUUCAGAAGCUCCUCACAGUUGUCGGGCAGCCACGGCCCGGGGUUUGCUAAACUGAACCGGAGAGAAGGAGCUGGAGGCUGGUCUCCUCUGAGCUCGGACAGAUAUCAGUGGCUGCAGGUGGACCUCGGGGAGCGGACACACAUCACCGCUGUUUCCACGCAGGGUCGCUACGGCAGCUCUGAUUGGCUGACGGCCUACCUGCUGAUGUUCAGCGACACGGGACACAACUGGAGACAGUACCGGCAGGAAGACAGUAUUGGGGCCUUCCCAGGGAACAGUAAUGCAGACAGUGUGGUGCAACAUAAGCUCCAGCAGCCGGUUAUCGGCCGCUACGUCCGCCUGACCCCGCUGGACUGGAACCCCAACGGACGCAUCGGACUCAGACUGGAGACCUUCGGAUGUCCUUACAACUCUGACGUGGUGAGUUUUGACGGCCGCAGCAGUCUCCUCUACAGGCUGAUCCCCAGGCCGAGGCAGGCGACCAGAGAAAGCCUCUCUCUGAGUUUUAAAGCUCUGAGUGACUCGGGGACUCUGCUUCACGCUGAGGGACGGAGCGAACACAGCCUCAGUCUGCAGCUUCAGAAAGGAAGACUCCUCCUGACGCUGCGGAGAGGCAGGAGCUCCUCCCCUGACAGCCAGCACAUGGUGUCUGUGGGCAGCCUGCUGGACGACCAGCACUGGCACCAGGUCACCGUGGAGCACCACAGCACCCACCUCAACCUCACCGUGGACAAGAACACUCUGUGGGUGCAGAUCCCUCCAAGACUCACCCGCUGGGACCAUGACCAGAUGAGUGUGGGAGCAGACCAGGCUCUCGGCUCUCAGAGGUCGAUCAACAGACAUUUCCACGGCUGUUUGGAAAACCUGGAGUACAACGGCGUGAACAUGAUAGACCUCGCCAAGCAGAGAGACCAUCGCAUCACUCUGAAGGGCAACGUGACCUUCUCCUGUGAUGAACCCGUUUUUGUUGCGAUGACGUUCACCAGUCCCCAAAGCUUCCUCUGGUUACCGAGGAUGAGUGAACGGUCUUCAUCGAGCAUGACGGUGGGGUUUCAGUUUCGGACGUGGAACGAGGAGGGGCUGCUGCUGACCUUUGACCUCCCGAAGCAAGGAGGGGCGGUCUGGCUGUACCUGAGUAAAACCCGGCUUCAUCUACAGAUCCACACAUCUGGGAGAGCGCCACUGGAGCUCAGUGCAGGAUCAGCUCUGGAUGACGGUCAGUGGCACUCUGUGGAGCUGACCUCCAGACGAGGACAUCUCUCCGUCUCUGUGGACGGGUGGGAAGGAGACACGGCCAACGCCAGCCCCCCGUUUCCUGUUUCCACUGACGGUCAACUCUUCUUUGGUGGUUGUCCUUCUGAGGGGAGCAGCGAUCAGUGUGUGAACCCCUUCAAGGCUUUCCAGGGCUGCAUGCGUCUCCUGACUGUCGACAACCAGCCUGUGGACCUAAAAAAGGUGCAGCAAAGGCUGAUGGGAAACUACAGUCACCUGCAGAUCGACAUGUGCGGCAUCAUCGACAGGUGUUCUCUGAGUCACUGUGAGCAUGGAGGCAGCUGCAGUCAGUCCUGGAGCUCCUUCCACUGUAACUGCUCCGACACGGGGUACAGCGGAGCCACCUGUCACAGCUCGAUAUACGAGCAGUCCUGUGAGGCGUACAAACACAGAGGAAACACGUCUGGGUUUUAUUACAUUGAUGUUGACGGCAGCGGGCCCAUCAGACCACAGCUGAUAUACUGCAACAUGACAGAGGACCAGACGUGGACGGUGAUCCAACACAACAACACAGAUCUGACGAGGGUCCGACCGUCGCCGGGGAAAAAUCAGCACUCAGCUCACUUUGAAUACACGGCUGAAGAGGAGCAGCUGACUGCCAUCAUCAGCCAAUCAGAGCACUGCGAACAGGAAGUGAUCUACCUCUGCAGGAAGUCCCGCCUCCUCAACACACCAGACGGCCCUCUGCUCAGCUGGUGGGUGGGGGGUCCGGGUGGAGGACAGGUGCAGACGUAUUGGGGCGGAGCUCCAGCAGGAAGUCAGCAGUGUGCCUGUGGUCUGCAGCAGAACUGUGUGGACCCCAAACACUACUGCAACUGUGACGCUGGACGCACUCACUGGGCGAAUGACUCGGGGCUGCUGACCCAUAAGGAGACCCUCCCGGUCCGCUCUCUGGUUCUUGGAGACGUCCACAGACCGGGCUCAGAGAGCGCCUUCAGGGUCGGGCCCCUGCGCUGCCACGGGGACAAAAAUGUCUGGAAUGCUGCGUUUUUCGACAAGGAGACGUCGUACCUCCACUUUCCCACAUUCCACGCAGAGCUGAGUGCAGACGUCUCCUUCCUGUUUAAAACCACCUCAUCCUCCGGAGUCUUCCUGGAAAACUUGGGCAUCAAAGACUUCAUCCGGAUCGAACUCAGCUCUUCCUCUGAGGUGGUGUUCUCCUUCGACGUGGGGAACGGUCCUCUGGAGGUUCGUGUGCAGGCCGACUCUCCGCUGAAUGAUAACCGGUGGCACCGCAUCCGCGCCGAGCGAAACGUUAAAGAGGCGUCGCUGCGCCUCGACGAGCUGCCGGCUGCCACUCAGGAGGCGCCGGCUGACGGGCACAUCCACCUGCAGCUCAACAGCCAGCUAUUUAUAGGGGGCACAGCGUCCAGGCAGAAGGGUUUUCGGGGGUGUAUUCGCUCUCUGCAGCUGAACGGGGUCACCCUGGAUCUGGAUCAGAGGGCGAGGAUCACCCCCGGGGUCCAGGCCGGGUGUCCGGGUCACUGCAGCAGCUACGGCUCGCUCUGUAAGAACCAGGGUCGCUGUGUGGAGAGAGCGCUCAGCUUCUCCUGCGACUGCUCCUCCUCUGCCUUCACCGGAGCCUUCUGCCACACAGAGGUUUCAGCCAGCUUCAAGUCGGGAACAUCCGUCAGCUACACCUUCAGGGAGUCGGUGUUGAACGGCAGCUCCGUUUCCUCUGACUUCACCCUGAGAGGAGAGAACAUCUCCCUGAGCUUCAGGACGAGUCAGAGUCCGGCUCUGCUUCUCUUCGUCAGCUCCUUCCACAGAGAGUACCUCGCUGUGCUGCUCAACAAGCACGACAAGCUGGAGGUGCGCUACAGGCUGGACGGCAGCAGAGAGGCAGAGAUCCUGAGGAGCAAAGUGAGGAACCUCAACAACGCACAGCUUCAUGCUGUCAGCAUCAGCAGGAGGGCAGACGCUGUCUCUCUGCAGAUUGACCAGAACACCAGAGAGGACUUCAAUCUGACGUCGGAUGCAGAACUGAACGGCCUCCGGUCUCUAGUGCUCGGCAGAGUGCCAGACUCUGUUGAGUUGGACCCAGAGAUGUCUCGUCUCUCCUCUCUGGGCUUCACAGGCUGUCUGUCGGCCGUCCUCUUUAACUCCGUCAGCCCUCUGAAAGCCGCUCUGCUCCACCCGGACCUCGUCACCGGCCCUCUGCUCCCGAACACAUGUGGCUCCACUUCAGCCAAUCCCUACGCAGCAGAAACCACACACCACCUGUCAGGUCAGUCCGGAUCAGUGGGAGCAGGUCAGCCUCUGGUGAACGCCAUGAGGAGCGACUCGGCUCUGAUUGGAGGCGUGAUCGCGGUGGUGAUCUUUGUGACCGUGUCAGCGUUAGCCGUGACGGCCCGAGUCCUCUACAGGCGGAAAGGGACGUGCCAGAACCAGGAAGUGAAGCCUGAGGACAGCCUGCAGGGCGGUGUGCAGAGCGAGAACCAGAGAGAAUAUUACAUUUAGGAGGAGCUUUGACCCAGACAGACCGAUGCCUUGUCAAGCCUCAGUGCUUUACAGACUGAC
Trematomus bernacchii (emerald rockcod) is the source of this 4047-nucleotide messenger RNA. Its product is annotated as contactin-associated protein-like 4. The coding region runs from base 1 to 3987 and encodes 1328 amino acids. NCBI's taxonomy places the organism in Eukaryota, Metazoa, Chordata, Actinopteri, Perciformes, Nototheniidae. The record is from RefSeq and is a predicted model, not a curated record. The transcript is spliced from 26 exons.